AGUAGAUCCAAGCCUGUUCCUCAGUGAGUGAGUACAUGAACAAGAGCAAAUGUAUUCGGAAUUUGCCAGCAUCUUGCACUUGAUAUUUCUCAUUAACAUUGAAGGUUCUUUAGGUCAGGCGCACUGGACAGUGAGAUGUGAUGAAGGAAGCAUCUGUGCUUCAAGAGGGUCAAAGGUGUUUCUCAAUUGCUCUUACUCAUUAGCCAACAUCCAGACAGUGGUGUGGUUCAGCCACAAACAGAAAGCUAAAUGGAGAAGUGAAGAACUUCCAGAAGAUCUGGCUUUAGACUCAGACUACGCUGGUCGUGUGGAUUAUGUAGAGACCAAAAGCUCCACGUGUCUGAUAAUAAGAGAUGUAAGAGAGGAGGACUCUGGAGAAUAUCGCCUCCUACUCUUUACUACAACUGGCGAGAAAUAUAUCAGCUGGACAGCAGUAAACCUGACAGUUACAGACAUUCAGGUGAGGACGCAUGGUAGCAGUGUGGCGCAGCGAGAGCAGGGCGUAAACCUCACCUGCAGCACCUCAUGCAAACUGAACAUAUUCUGGUGCACCUGGUAUAAGAACGGACAACGUGUACAACUCACAUUAUACCAGAAUGCUGAGCCUCUGGUGUUAUCCAGCACUGACGGAGGAAGCUACUUCUGCUCGAUUAAAGUCCACGGCAAUACAGUCUAUUCCUCUGCUGUGUGUGUUUUGGGUAAGAACUGUUUUAGUGUGACCUAUGCAGACAGACGAGUCUGUGCUUUGGAGGGCUCAUCAGUGAACAUCCCAUGCACCUACUCAUAUCCCAGUGACCAAGCAGUCAUUGAAGCAUACUGGUCUUACAAUCAUAGUGACAUGAGACAGUCCGAGCAGGGACUCGCGGGACGUGUGGAGUAUGCUGGGGACAAGAACAAGAACUGUGCUCUAAGACUGACUGGCCUAAGACAGAGUGAUUCUGGAAAUUAUCACUUCCUUUUCAUGACUAAUACUACGCCAAGUGUCUUCAUUGGUUCACCAGGAGUUCAGCUGACUGUCACAAGUAUGGACGUUACAGUUGGUUCUACCACAGUAUCAGGGCAAACAGUAAUACUAAGCUGUAAAACCACCUGUAGGCUCAAUGAUGAUACCACUUACAUCUGGUACAAGAACGGACAACCCAUGACUAACAAAUUCACCAAAUACAACAAGCUUUAUCUGGAACUGCCCAACUACAAGAAGACAGACAACUAUACAUGUGUUGUGAGAGGUGCAACACUAUCAGUAGGUGCUGUCUGGGAUCAUUCUGCUAUUUGGGGAACAGUAGGAGUGACGGCUCUGCUUCCCUUGCUUCUUACUGCUGUUCUGUACAUCAGGAGGAAGAGGAGACCUGAGGGUCAUGCGUGCAGUCAGAGCCAUCCUGAAGAUGACACUUACACAGCCCUCAACACUGAGACCACUUCAUCGGACUACUACACUCUGAAGCCCGGGACAGCUCCAACCAGUAACUUACACACCACUGCCAAGCCUGCAGUCAUGUCGGCCAAUGAUACUGGUGUGUACACAGCACUGCAGAGAAGAGCUCCAGAAGCAGAGUAUGAGACCUUGAAGAGAAAACAGCCAGCAGAGACCUGAACUACACCAGGGAGAUAAUAGAGUAGUUGGGAAGAAUUCUCCGUGAUGCACCUUUGUGCCUUGCUCCAGUGAGAACUGUAAGAGGGUCUAUUUUUGCCAGUAGUAUCAAGGCUGAAUGUUUCUAUGACUGUAUAUGUGUUUGGGUCAGCUGAUAGCUGAUACUGACCUUCAGCAGGGUCUUGUGUUGUUGUACUCUGCUGUUGUGCGCUGUUUUGUUUUGGUAGAUAUUUUUCCAUCGUAAGGAGGAAAAAAAGACAAAUGAUAAUAUCCACCAUAAAACUGUGUCAUUUUUUUAUAAUUAUGAUUUUUGUUUUACCUUUUGACUGUUGUCUUUUUGUACCGAGUCUUCUGAUUAGAACCUCAAAAUGUCUAAAUCUUUCCUUGCAAUCUAGUUUGUUUUGGUCAUUUUUAUCAUUUCUAACUGUAAUAUAUAGCAGGGAUGUGGAUUCUAAUAUUGAUGGCAGCAAACGGUGACAUUUAGACAUUCUAGCUGGGCUAUAAAUGUCCAAACUGGGUCAAAAACAAUUUUAAAACAUUUCUACAAUGGUACUAGUAAGUAAGUAAAUGAGUACAUUUUAUUUAUAAAGCACAUUUAA
Pygocentrus nattereri (red-bellied piranha) is the source of this 2190-nucleotide messenger RNA. RefSeq names its product contactin-5-like. The record is from RefSeq and is a predicted model, not a curated record. The transcript has 11 exons. Lineage: Eukaryota; Metazoa; Chordata; Actinopteri; Characiformes; Serrasalmidae. The coding region runs from base 50 to 1594 and encodes 514 amino acids.